GAAAAAAAGAAUCAAUCCUCCCAGCACCGACCGGAAGCAGGGGAACCAAGAUGGUGGCCGCCUCCCCUUCCCCUUCGGCGGCGCCGCCCGCCACCGACUCCGCCUCACCUUCGGCGGCCUCACCUUCGGCGUCGCCGCCCGCCACUGCCGCCACCGCCUCCGGCCGCCCCCACCCGUCCUACACCAAGAUGAUUACGCAAGCGCUGACGGAGCUUGGGGGCACCAGCGGCCGCGCAGCCAUCGCCGGAUUCAUCUUGGGGCGCUUCACCGGCCUCCCCGCCGCCCACGACCACGACGCGCUCCUCUCCGCCCACCUCCGCCGCCUCGCCGCCGAGGGCGUCGUCCGCGGCUACGGAUCGAAAUCGAGAGCCUGCUACGUCUUCCCCGCCUCCGACACGCGCGGACGCGGCCGACCACGCGACGCCGCAACUCGCCUCCCCAAGAAUCAUCUAAAUUUGGAUCAUGACGACGACUCCCAGACGAUUUGGCCGGCCCCAUUCCCCUUGGCGACUUGUGUAAAUCCAGAUUGGGAUCCCAAUUCUGCUUCCAACCAGAAUUCGGUUCCCAAUCUGGAUCUGGAUGGAUUCCAGAGUAACACCAGUGAUGAUGAUGUGGCCUACAAUGGUGAGCAUGAGCAUGAUGAUGAAUACACUCCUCGGCCUGUGCCGGCAGCAAAGCGCGGGCGCGGCCGUCCUCCUAAGAUCAAGAGAGGGCGUGGGAGGCCGAGAAAGGAGGAGCAACAAUCACAGCAAGCAACAAAGCAUCCUCCAACUCCAACCGCGUCGUCAAGGUGGGGGUUCAAGCUAGGGUGUGGGAGACCAAUGCUAGCUCCUACAACUGGACACGAUGCUGAAGCUGGAGAUGCAAUGCCUGCUGAAACUGGAAGCGCUGCUUCUGCGGGAAUCAAGAGACCACGUGGGAGGCCAAGAAAGGAGAAGCCAGCAGCAGCAAUGUCUGCUCAAGCUGGGGAUGCUGCGUCGGCCGGGAUCAAGAGAGGGCGUGGGAGGCCAAGCAAGGAGAAGCCUGAUUCUGCAUCGGCCGGGAUCAAGAGAGGGCGUGGGAGGCCAAGAAAGGAGAAGCCUGAUUCUGCAUCGGCCGGGAUCAAGAGAGGGCGUGGGAGGCCAAGAAAGUAUAAUCCAGCAGCAGCAGUAUCAGCUGAAGAUGGAGAUGCUGUGUCAGCAGGAAUGGCUUGAGAAUCCAAUUCCAAGACCAUCAGCCUGCCUGUGAUAUUGUGUCGAUGGUGAUGAAUAGAGAGUGCUGGCCUGCCUUUGAAACCUGGUUUGGAGACAUGACAGAAGCUAGUCGUCGUAAACAACAAGAGGAGGUUGAAGAAGAAAAAGUCUUUGGAACUGGGUCUGGUGGGAUGUUUGCAAACAACAAGAGGAGGUUGAAGACGCUGGAUGCGUACCGGUUUCUGUAGAGAAUGCUGCUCCUGUCGAGGCUGUAGUAGGUAGGUGUGAUUUUAGUCUAAUCUGGGCAUGACACAGUGAGUGCUCGGUCGGUUGAUGCUUGUACAUUCUUGUUUGCUAAAUCUUAGUCUCCUUAGUUAUUAUUUCUGGUGUCAAAUUCAUAUCACAUACUGUACUUAUAUAGUACCAGUACUAGAUUCUCUAUUUCCCGUUAAGUUCUUUUAUUUAUGUGUUUUUUUGUUC
Messenger RNA from Triticum dicoccoides, 1652 nucleotides. Its product is annotated as origin recognition complex subunit 4-like. Gene Ontology annotation, biological process: regulation of DNA-templated transcription; chromosome condensation; negative regulation of DNA recombination. NCBI's taxonomy places the organism in Eukaryota, Viridiplantae, Streptophyta, Magnoliopsida, Poales, Poaceae. The record is from RefSeq and is a predicted model, not a curated record. Gene Ontology annotation, cellular component: nucleosome; nucleus; nucleolus. Gene Ontology annotation, molecular function: nucleosomal DNA binding; double-stranded DNA binding. Bases 51 to 1193 code for a protein of 380 amino acids. The transcript is spliced from 2 exons.